Messenger RNA from Dalotia coriaria, 636 nucleotides. Its product is annotated as phospholipase A2-like. Lineage: Eukaryota; Metazoa; Arthropoda; Insecta; Coleoptera; Staphylinidae. The record is from RefSeq and is a predicted model, not a curated record. The transcript has 2 exons. Bases 1 to 636 code for a protein of 211 amino acids. Gene Ontology annotation, biological process: phospholipid metabolic process; arachidonate secretion.
AUGGAGACAUAUCUCUGGAUGUCUGAAUUCCCGAGUAAAAAACGCCUAUGUCAUGAAGGGCAUUGCAAAUCCCUGGAUUGCAAAAUGUAUAAACUGCCCGCGAAUAAAGGAUGGCCCGACAGCGCGUAUUAUGAAGUCGCUGAUGUGAAAUUCCAAAAACUCCGACGCUGGUGUGACUGGGAGCAGGAUUCACCCGGUGGGCAACGCAAGGGAUUGCUAGGCAAUUUCCUCGGGUCGUUUAAAAGCAUGCUGAUUUAUCCUGGGACACGAUGGUGUGGCAUGGGCAACCGUGCCAAUCACUACAAUGAUCUAGGUUUCCUGCAUAGUAGGGAAGAUGCUUGUUGUCGUGAGCAUGACAUGUGCCCGGUGUUUAUUCAGGCAGGGACUUGUGUGCACAAUCAAAUGGCACCCAAUCUGUGUAACAAUUCAAGCGUUACAAUGUCUCAUUGUGAUUGCGAUCGGCGUUUUCAAAAAUGCCUGCAGAGUUUAGGCACGCCAACUUCAUACAUCCUAAGAAAGUUGUAUUUUAACAUGUUGGGUGGACGCUGUUUUGCUCACGAUGGCCAAACCGGUAUUCUGCGCACCUUCGUGCUCACAAGUCUCGGCAAACUCAAACAUACUAAUUAUAAAAAGUAA